Messenger RNA from Manis pentadactyla (Chinese pangolin), 3500 nucleotides. It is a transcript of the gene SMYD4, whose product is annotated as SET and MYND domain containing 4. The transcript has 11 exons. The record is from RefSeq and is a predicted model, not a curated record. Gene Ontology annotation, molecular function: protein binding. Lineage: Eukaryota; Metazoa; Chordata; Mammalia; Pholidota; Manidae. Bases 321 to 2738 code for a protein of 805 amino acids.
GUUCGGGGCCUAGUUGCGGGAGGAAAGAGGUAGGGGCGGGGUGUCCUGCCGCCUGGCUCGCCGAGUGUGCUGCGGAAGUGGCGAGGGCCGCUUGCUGACUGUUUCCGGGAGCUUUUCGAGCGGUCUCUCGGAAAAAUAGAGGGGGUUAUUUGCGGUUAUUUGGGGAGUAGACAGACCGAGAGUUAGAUCUCUUCCCCGAUAGUUCCGCAGCUAAGUGUAGUCAAAGCAGUGACUUAAUUUCUUCAGCAACCCAGUGCCGAGCCCUGCGGUGCCAAAUCCUGAGCUUGGCACAGCGCCGUCCUCUCAAGAUCUAAAGGAGCAUGGAUCUGCCUGUGGAUGAGUGGAAAGCAUAUGUACUUCAAAAGUGGUCUUUGCUUCCCAAGUCCAUCCAAGUCACAAUUUCUACAGCAGAGACUUUGGGUGAUAUCUUUCUUCACUCUUCUUCACUUCUUCAACCUGAGGAUGAGAUGUUUUUAAAAAGUCUCUCUAGCAGUUACCUGGUGGGAAAGGACCUGAAUGCUCCCCUCUUCUACAGAAAGGAAGGCAACAAAAAAUUUCAAGAGAAGGAUUAUAUGGGAGCCACAGUGCUGUACUCUAAGGGGAUAUCACAUUCAGGGCCAAACACUGAGGACAUUUCACUGUGUUAUGCCAAUCGCUCCACAGCCCUCUUGUACCUGGGUCAGUACAAAGCAUGUCUUAAAGACAUCAUCAGAGCACAGAUGCAUGGGUAUCCAGAAAGACUGCAACCCAAGAUGAUGUUGCGUAAGACGGAAUGUCUGGUGAUCCUAGGGAGACUGCAGGAGGCAGUCCAGACCAUCAGGGAUCUUGAAAGUAACUUGGCUGCCAAACCAACCCUAGCAGCUUCCCAGUUUCAUAUUCUGCACAGAAACAUUUGUCAUCUGAAAAUGAAAGUACAGGAAAAGAAGAAUCUCACAGAAACCUUGCCAGCUCUAACCAUGGCCUUUGAGGAUAUGGGCCUAAAGGAAGAGAAUGAACACAUUUCUAGUGCAUCUUCAUCUGUCAGUUUAUGCACAGACCCUUUAAAAGGCCGCUAUCUGAUUGCCACAAAAGAUAUUCUCCCAGGAGAGCUUCUGGUGAAAGAGGAUGCUUUUGUGAGCGUCCUUAACCCUGGAGAAAUGCCCCCACUACAUCAAGGCCUAGAGAGCAAGUGGGAUACAAGAGUUACCAAUAGCGACCUCUACUGUCACCGCUGUUUGAAGCACACAUUGGCCACAGUGCCCUGUGAUGGGUGCAGCCAUGCCAAGUAUUGCAGCCCAGAAUGCAAGCAGCAGGCCUGGAAUCUCUACCAUAAUAUCGAGUGUUCUCUAGGGGGGCUGCUUCUCACACUGGGUGUCUUUUGCCACACUGCCCUGAGGACAACUCUUUUGGCUAGAUUUGAGGAUGUUGGCAAAGUUAUAAGGAAGCUUUAUGGUGAGAUUAGUAACAAGGACAUCUGUUCACCUGACAGCAAGAAUCUGGUGCAAACACUCAGUUAUGACCUGGAAGAGAGGAGGGAGCAAAAUGGCAAAACAGUUGAGACCCCAAUUCCUGGUUGUGAUGUUAACGGAAAGUAUGAAAGUAACUAUUAUGCUGUCCUCAACCUCUUGCCCCAUACUGAAAACCACAGCCCAGAGUACAAAUUCCUCUGUGCUCUGAGCAUCUCCGCACUGUGUAGACAGCUCGAAGCAGCUGAGUCCUUUACGCCGAAAGCAGCAGUGGCUCCCACCUGGUGUCCAGAGCUGACUGUUUGGGGAGUGGCCAUGCUGAAACACAUGUUACAGCUACAGUGUAAUGCUCAGGCAAUAACUGCCAUCCAGCAGACAGGAUCUAAAGAGAGCACCAUUACACACAGCAGGCAGGCCCGUCUUGCCACAGGCAUCUUCCCUGUUGUCAGCCUCCUGAACCAUUCCUGCAGCCCCAAUACCAGCGUGUCCUUCAUUAGCACUGUUGCCACCAUCCGGGCAUCACAACACAUUGGAAAAGGGCAAGAGAUUCUCCACUGCUAUGGGCCUCAUGAGAGCAGGAUGGGUGUUGCUGAAAGGCAACAGCGGCUGCGGUCGCAGUAUUUCUUCAACUGCAGCUGUGCAGCUUGUCAAACUGAGAAGUGCAGAACCGCUCCGGGGCCCAGGUGGGAAGCAUUCUGUUGUAACCGUUGUCGAGCGCCCAUGCAGGUGAAUCUCUCUCCUCCCUUCUCGUCUCUACUUUUCCAGGGAGAUGCUGUGCUGAGCUGUGCCAACACGUCCUGUUCAGAAUCAGUCAGCAGGGAUCACCUAGUCUCCCAGUUACAGGACCUUCAGCAGCAAGUUGGGAUGGCCCAGAAGCUUCUCAGAGAUGGUAAACUAGAGCAGUCCAUUGAGCUGUUGUUGGGGUACCAGCAGGAUGCUGAGAGCUUCCUGUCCACAGAACACAGCAUGCUAGGAAAAAUCGAGGAUGACCUGGCCCAGGCCUACGCUGCCUUAGGGAACUGGCAGGAGUCAGCUACGCAUCUACAGAGGAGCCUCCGAGUGGUUGAGGUUCGCCAUGGGCCCUGCAGUAUUGAAAUGGGCCAUGAGCUCUUCAAACUGGCUCAAAUAUUUUUUAAUGGGUUUGCAGUGUCUGAAGCUCUGAACACAAUACAAAAGGCAGAGAAGGUUCUGUUGGUGCACUGUGACCCCUGGAGUGACGAGAUCCAGGAACUACAGAAGAUGAAGUCCUAUAUUCUGGCCUUGCCGCCUGUCCCUAUGGGGCCUUCAGUGUAGGUUCCCAAGGGCACUGCCCCACAGGAAAGAAACCUGUGUGGAAUGAGUCAGAGAGGUUCUGCUACUGCUGAGAUGUUGCCAGGAAAUAACAAGACUUGCCUGACAGUCACAUACCUAGUGUAUGAGGGGCAGGGAGGGCUUGGAAAGCAUUCCAGUUGGAGAGAUGCUCACCUAUUUUGAUGUAUGUUUCUUGAAAUAGUUAACUGCUCUGCGAUAAAAACUCCCAGUUCCCAGAAAAGUCUUAAAACUAGUAUCUGGAGAGCCUCAGUCCUUUGAAAGGAUUUUAGCUUAUCUGCAGGCAUCUGGAUGUUAGCCUGGGGUUUUGAGACUCCAUCUCACUAAAUGAUGAUAGCCUGUUUCCCUGGAACAUUCCUGUGGUUUCUAGUAGUAAUGAAAAUUUGUGUACCACUCCACUGGGAGCCAAACUCUUAGUAGUUGGAUUGUAAUUGAAAAAUAAUUAUAAAGUAAGAAAUCCGUGAGGCUGCUUACCUCUAGAGACAGCUUCAUUUAUGGUAUCUAGCUUUUGUUAUGGUAUCUAGCUUUCCUUUUGAAUCUUUUGUUAAAACUAGUGGAGUGUAAAUUGUGAAAAGAGAAAUAUGGGGCCAUUCUGUUGUUAGGUCACUUCUUCCUGAGAUGGCAACUCUAAAUUGAUUUUCCAUCAGUUUUCCAGUCCUUAUCUUCUGCCUUUCAUUCUGUACUCUUGGCAGACUCACUGUCCAAACAUUAAUAAAAUCAAGCCUAUAGCCAUGGCUUUAUAACACA